This is a messenger RNA of Knipowitschia caucasica, 816 nucleotides long. The record is from the annotation of a GenBank genome assembly. NCBI's taxonomy places the organism in Eukaryota, Metazoa, Chordata, Actinopteri, Gobiiformes, Gobiidae.
AUGCUGGGUCUGAGGCAGGGUCCGAGGCUGGGUCUAAGGUUGGAUCCGAGGCUGGGUCUGAGGCUGGUUCUAAGGCUGGGUCUGAGGCUCGGUCUGAGGCUGGGUCUGAAGCUCGGUCUGAAGCUCGGUCUGAGGCUGGAUCUGAGGCUGGGUCUAAGGCUGGGUCUAAGGCUGGAUCUGAAGCUGGGCUUGAGGCUGGGUCUGAAGCUGGGUCUGAGGCUGAGUCUGAAGCUGGGUCUGAGGCUGGGUCUGAGGCUGGGUCUGAUGCUGGGUCUGAUGCUGGGUCUGAAGCUGGGUCCGAGGCUGGGUCUGAUGCUGUGUCUGAUGCUGAGUCUGAAGCUGGGUCCGAGGAUCGGGUCUGAUGCUGGGUCUGAUGCUGGGUCUGAUGCUGGGUCUGAAGCUGGGUCCGAGGCCGGGUCUGAAGCUGGGUCUGAUGCUGGGUCUGAUGCUGGGUCUGAAGCUGGGUCCGAGGCUGGGUCAGAGAUGUUAGAUCUGAAGCUGGGUCUGAUGCUGGGUCUGAAGCUGGGUCCGAGGCUGGGUCUGAUGCUGGGUCUGAUGCUGGGUCUGAUGCUGGGUCUGAUGCUGGGUCUGAAGCUGGGUCCAAGGCCGGGUUUGAAGCUGGGUCUGAUGCUGGGUCUGAUGCUGGGUCUGACGUUGGAUCCGAGGCUGGGUCUGAAGCUGGGUCCGAGGCCGGGUCUGAAGCUGGGUCUGAUGCUGGGUCUGAAGUUGGGUCCGAGGCUGGGUCUGAAGCUGGGUCCGAGGCCGGGUCUGAAGCUGGGUCUGAAGUUGGGUCCGAGGCUGGGUCACUUGUAUUAA